UCAUAUGCUGAGGUGGAGAGCUAACCAGGAAGAUACUGAAGAGUCAAAAUAUUGCAUUUAAAACUUGAACCUCAAGAAGAAGAAAUCAGAAACCCUCAAAAAUUUCCGACUCUUGAAUGGUUCUUUACGAAGCUUGCUUCAUCUUUCUCUUUUACGGUUUUCUUUUAAUUUAUUUUUUGAUGUAUCGAUAUAACUAACUUUUAAAGAUUCAAUUUUCAAGUGUUUUUUAGGGCACAAAUUAACAUUAUUUCAGAUUUUUUGGUGUCAUUGUAAUUAUCUGUUGUUUUAUUUCAAAAUUUUUUUUGUAGGAUUCAUUGAGAAGCAGUGGAAAAGUCGAGGCUAUGGAAACUCAAGAUGACGAUUCACGUUUGCUAUGGUUGGUUUUAGCUUAGGGUUCAUUAUCAACUUUCAGGAUGUGUUUGAUGAGUUUGUUGAUUUGUUGAGCACCUCAUACCAGGGAAGAGCUUUGUGUUGGAGAAGUUAUAGGCAUGCAUAUUGCUCACUUGUAAUAAGCCAAUGUUAGUAAACGUUUACUUGAUGAGAAAGUGGCUGUCUGUAAAGGAUUGACUGACAACCAAACAUUAGUGAACUAAAUUGCUCAUUGGUCAUUUCUAUUCUGUCAUUUACGAAUCAACUCUUGUAUGUAUUUACAAUAUCUGAACAUAUAGAUUUGUGUAUCUUGGAUUGCUAACAGUCAGAUCUGCUACUUCUAGUGUCAUUUAAUUCUCUCAUUCAGUAUCCUGCUCCACAAGCAUGUAGCUGUACUCUAGUUUAUGCAUUUAUGACAAUUACAUGGUAUACAGUUCAGUCUUUGGGCAUUGCAUUGAUAACUCAUUAAGUUUGUCUUUGAAAAUUGCUCUAUUCCAUGGUGACGACACAUUUUAUUACCAUGCACAGAGACGGAGAUUUGAGAAUCUGAUGAGGCUAAUUGAAAGUUCUUGCCCAUCCUUGCUCCUCCGCAGGAAGGAAAUUGAGAGACAUUUCAGCAAGCUCACGCACAUCCCUGAUCACCCUCCAUAUGCUUAUAUGAUUCAAAGGGCAAUCUCAGAGUUGAAUGAGCUCGGUGGUUCAAGUGAGGUAACCAUAUCAAAGUUUAUUGAGGCAGAGUAUGAAGAUUUGCCUUUUGCUCAUGCAAGCCUAUUGACUCAUCACCUACAAAAGCUUGUUAAGAAAGGAGACAUUGUUUGUACUUCUGGAAACUGUUAUAUACUUACAAAUGAGAGUUCUGAUUUUCAUUGUAAUUUGAACAAGGAACAGAAACAUUUGAGAAGGAGGUGUCAGAAGGGUAGGCAGCAUAAGUUCAAAGGAGUUGAAUCACAAAAACAGAAAAAAAUUGAAGAAAGUCAGGAAAAGACUCAAGUAAAUGGGACAAUAUGUAAAGGAAUUGAAGAACAAAAGCCAGUGGAAGGACAUAUUGGACCAACUGGAGAACAAGAAAACAAAGGGUAUGCUGAAUUGAUUGAAAAACACAAUGAGGUGGAAGAAAUACAAUUUAAAGUGAAUGACGAGCAAGUUGGAGCUGAACAAUACAAUAAAGGGAUUGAUGAACAUAAUCAAAAGCAGGUGCAGCAGAAACAACAUCAAAAAGAAAUGAAUUUACAGCAAGUUCAAGUGCUAGGGAAAACAAGUGAAGUGUUUGUAGAAGAGAACAAUCAAGCUGAAGAUAAGAAUCAGGCUGAAAAUCAUAAUGGAGUAGCUGAAGAAGGACAUAAAGAACUAGAUAAAGAAGUAAUUGAAGAACAGCAAAUUCAAGUGCCAGUGGAAGGAUAUAUUGGACCAAUUGUAGAACAAGAAAACGAAGGGAAUGCUAAAUUGAUUGAAGAACACAAUGAGUUGGAAGAAAUACAAUUUAAAGUGAAUGAUGAGCAAGUUGAAGCUGAACAAUACAAUGAAGGGAAUGAAGAACAUAAUCAAAAGCAGGAUCAGCAGAAACAACAGCAAAAAGAAAUGAAUUUACAGCAAAUUCAAGUGCUAGGGAAAACAAGUGAAGUAUUGGUAGAAGAGAACAGCCAAGCUGAAGAUAGGAAUCAGGCUGAAAGUCAUACUGGAGUGGCUGAAGCAGAGCAUUUGAAGGAACUAGAUAAAGAAGUAAUGGAAGAACAGUUUCAUGAAGAACGAAAGUUAGCAAGCUUGAAGAGAAAAAUAAAAUUCAAGAUCAAGAAAGCAAAGCUAGCAAAAAGCAGGUCCAAUUACCAGAAAUACAAAUUGAAGGAGUUGUGGAACGGAUUAAUCCAAAAUUUAGUGGGGAGGCCAACAUUUUCGAGCCAAAAGCGGGCCAAUCUUAUCUGGUAGGACUCAUUGAGCAUUUUCACAAAUUAAGACGUGGUAGCCCAGAAAAGCCACCCGAAUCUCAGCAGGUUACAAGUUCUCUCAAUGUAUUACAGGAGCUUAGCCUGGAGCAUCAGCAUCAAACUACUUUUAGUAAUGUGGCUAAAGUACUUGAAUACAAGCAACCACCAGAAAAUUCAAUGGAGGGAAGUCUUACUGAGCAGGAACUAACAGCAGUGGAGCACCAAUUACAACCACGGCGGCAAAUGCCAUCUGAUAGAGCACCAGGUGACCAACUGAAUGCUGGAGGAAGUAUUGAUAGAAUUAACAGGGUUGUCACACAAGUAUAUGUGAAGAGAAAGAAAGGAAACAAGAAGACCAAGUGCUGAGCUGGGGAAGUGUACUAGAGUUGGCUACGUGGUACCAUCCCAAGGGAGUAGUUUGUUAGGACAACUGGAUUGAGAGGCAUAAAUUGUGGGAAUGUUUGUAAUGGGUAGAGAAUGUUUUAGUGGUAUCUUGUGGGAGGUUCCUAGCACCUCGAAAGGCUAGUGUUAUCUUUUUCGGCUUUUCUUUCAUUCUGUUCUUAUUGUCU
Messenger RNA from Pistacia vera, 2860 nucleotides. RefSeq names its product transcription factor SPT20 homolog. Gene Ontology annotation, cellular component: nucleus; nucleolus; nucleosome. The coding region runs from base 793 to 2292 and encodes 499 amino acids. Gene Ontology annotation, molecular function: nucleosomal DNA binding; double-stranded DNA binding. Gene Ontology annotation, biological process: chromosome condensation; nucleosome assembly; negative regulation of DNA recombination. The transcript is spliced from 4 exons. The record is from RefSeq and is a predicted model, not a curated record. NCBI's taxonomy places the organism in Eukaryota, Viridiplantae, Streptophyta, Magnoliopsida, Sapindales, Anacardiaceae.